Messenger RNA from Alternaria ethzedia, 423 nucleotides. RefSeq lists its product as uncharacterized. The transcript is spliced from 3 exons. Lineage: Eukaryota; Fungi; Ascomycota; Dothideomycetes; Pleosporales; Pleosporaceae. The coding region runs from base 1 to 423 and encodes 140 amino acids. The record is from RefSeq and is a predicted model, not a curated record.
AUGAAGCCCAGUAGCCGCCUCGUUCCCGUGUCUACACUGCUUUUGCUGUCGGCAUGGACAGGCACAGUCCUAGCCGACGACACCAUCAGCGGCACAAAGAUCAAAGUGCAGCUCUUUGCCGCACCCUCGUUUCUGAGCGAAGUCAGUGUUGACGCGUAUAAUAACCAGUGUCUCUCGCUGGAUAAUAAUCUCAUCGAUGGGCGCGUACAAAGUAUCUUAGUAGGCGGACACGACGUCAAGGCUGUGUUGGAUAGGGAUGAUUACUGGAGCUGUCGGUUUUAUGACAAUUACGACUGCAGCGGCGACGAAAACAUGGAUCAGUUCCUCGCUAUUUCCGAUGGCGCGAAUAACCUCGGGAGUGUGGGUUGGGGGACAAAGAUACAUGGGUUGAAGUGCAGUAAUAAGGAGCACGAGGACGACUGA